AUGUCCCAACCACAGCAUUUCUCUGGCUAUCCUCCAGCCCGUGAAGGUCCCAAGACGGCUUAUGAAGCGGCUGUCGACUCCAACCCGGUUCUGAGAGGAUGGCCAUUGGUCAUCGCCGCCAACAUUAUCUCACGAUCUUCGCUAGUCGCAAAGGCGACGUGGACUAAUGCAAAGUUUGGCGGCAUCAAACAUAUCCCAGGACUAGGCCAGUAUCAUCCGCGCUUCGAACCCAUCGUCACUCCACUCACUGCGGACGGCAGUGCGCCCGCCAAGCCUGAGAUCACAUCAGGCCUCUGCCAACGACAGCCUGAAGACCUCUCGGGUCGCUUCUACUCUGCUGCUGACUUCCAGGAGCUAUACAAGUCGGGGACGUUGACCCCGCUUCAAGUCGCCGAAGCCCUGCUUCCACUCAUAUCUGGCCAGGCGCAAUCUGGAAAAUACUCAUCAGCAUGGGCAGUCACACGUAAGGACGCUGUUCUUGCGGCUGCCAAAGCAUCGACUGAGCGGUACUCUAAUGGGAACCUUCUUGGGAUCCUCGAUGGGGUGCCUGUGGGCGUCAAGGAUGACAUCGAUGUAGAAGGAUAUGUCUCCCAUGUCGGACUACAACUCGACCCCUCAGAGCCGUUCUUUGCACCAGCAACCUGUACCAUCUGGCCCAUUGCGCAAUUGGAAGCCGCUGGUGCUCUUGUUGUCGGGAAACUGACCAUGCAUGAGCUCGGGAGUGAUACAAGUGGAUGCAAUCCGCGCCGGGGUUCGCCCAAGAAUUGGUAUAACACGUCGUAUUACACGGGAGGCUCUUCGUCGGGUGCGGGCUCAGCCUUGUCUGCCGGUCUGGUGCCUAUAUCAGUCGGCACUGAUGCCGGCGGCAGCAUCAGGAUACCGAGUUCCUUCUGUGGCAUGUAUGGGUUGAAGCCAACACUGCACCGGGCGUGGACCAUGAAGUCUGCUAUCUGCGUGAUAGGUCCGUUGGCCGCCACAGCAAGCGAUCUUGCCAUUGCUUACAGAGUUUUGACAGCGCCCAACCCAGACGACCCGACACAAGGGUCGUUUGCGCCGUCUGUACCGCCGAGCCCGACUGCGAAGAAAACAAUUGGCAUCUGCCACGAAUGGUUCAACCGUUCAUCUUCAGCAGUCUGUGAGGUUACAAAGAAGGCCAUUGCCUACUUCGAAGAGAAGCUUGACUACGAGGUGGUCGAUAUAUCUAUACCUUACCUCAAUGAGGGCCAGUACGCGCACAGCGCGUGGGCACUUGUCGAAGCCCUGGACUUACAGCGAUCCCGUGCUAAGGACCCUUCGAAGCCCCUCUCCAUGGUCAAUCACUGCAACCAGUUACUCCUGUCAGUCGGUGGACACACUUCAGGUAUCGAUAUGGUCAAAUACAGCCAGCUCCGGGAGCUGCUAAUGGAGCACCUCGCGUUCUUGUGGAAGAAAUACCCAGGCUUGUUGAUAGUCACGCCGACUUCCCCUGAGCCUGGCUGGAAGAUUCACCCUGGAGAUGAAGCCUAUGGUUUCAGCGACGGCAACCUAACCAUCAGGCAAAUGAUGUACAUCUGGCUGGCGAACUCUACAGGCUGCCCAGCAGUGAGUGCGCCGGUCGGUUACGUCGAACCUGAGCAGGGAGACGGCAAGCUUCCCAUUGGCUUGAUGGCUAUGGGAGAAUGGGGAGCAGAAGAACAGCUGUUGUCGUGGGCUCGUGAAGCCGAGGGAUACUUGAAUGGUGCAUGGGAUGGAGGACGAACGAGGCCGAAGGAUUGGGUAGACGUCGUCAAGCUGGCCACGGACACCAGUGUCACCGAAAACUGA
Molecule: messenger RNA, 1803 nt
Organism: Anthostomella pinea
Lineage: Eukaryota; Fungi; Ascomycota; Sordariomycetes; Xylariales; Xylariaceae
Source: the annotation of a GenBank genome assembly